This is a messenger RNA of Linum tenue, 1327 nucleotides long. Lineage: Eukaryota; Viridiplantae; Streptophyta; Magnoliopsida; Malpighiales; Linaceae. The record is from the annotation of a GenBank genome assembly.
AAAGUUUUUAUACUAUCCCGCCGUCGAUCGGGAUGUCGAAAGCGUUCACCUUGGACUCCGACAAAAUAUUCAUCACACCAUGUGUCAGUGAUAGUAAUAGUAGUAGUACUCUUAAAGUCUGCUGGUACAAGGGCGACCUGAACGACGAUUUCCAGCGGCCGCGCGGCCGCCGGCUUGACGGGCAUUGGGGCGACAGUAGUCGAGUCCGCGUCGGCCCUCUGGAACAACAAUACAAGGCGCUGCAAGUCUUUGGGGCCACGGUCAAGGGAUACCAGUUCAUAGUGCUGGUGAACGAUCUCAUUAAGAUGCGAGGGGGCAGCUCCGCGACGGGAUUCAACGUUUUCGUGAACCGCAUCGGCCUCUGCAUAAUCAGCCGGGUCAACGGCGGCGGCGGCGGGGCCCUGCGGAUCAACGAUCUCUUUGGCUGGUCCAAGUACGGCGUGAAACUGCCCCGUGACGUCGGCACCGGGUACACCGCGUGGGACAGAGUCGACAUGUACACCGGAGAAACCGUGCUGGACGUUCGAGGAAUGGUGAGAGCCGGCAAUGAGCUGGCGAGCAAGUUGGAGGAGGAGGUGGAGAAGUUCAACGAUCGCCCUGAUGAUCGGGAAAGAUGUGACGAGAAGUUACUUGAUCAACACAGCAGCAGAGUGACGAGCAUUGGCAUGUACACUGCGACGACGAAGGUUGGCGGAACUUUCAGCUCUGCGGAGGAAGCCAACCAGGAGCUCCGACGGAGGUUGGAGGAGAAGAGCGCAGAAUUGAUGGCAUGCAAGAAGGAAUUGGAAUGGAGCAAGAAAACGGAGUCCCUUUUGAGCAAGUUAGUGGAGGAGAAGAGCGCAGAAUUGAUGGCUUGCAAGAAGGAAUUGGAAUGGAGCAAGAAGACGGAGUCCCUUUUGAGCAAGGAAUUGGAAUGCCAGCUGGAAGCCACUCAAGCUAGAAGAGAAGUUGCGUCAUUGAGAGCCAGAUCUGAAGCUGCUCUUGCAAUAAUAAGGCAGAGAACCUUAAUUGAAAGGGAGACAGCUGCAAGAGAUGCCGGAGCUGUUCUCGCCGAACGAGAGGCAGCCGUUGCUGCUGCUGAAGCAACUCUCAAUGAAAAUUUCCCCGGUGUAAGGGAGAUGUUGGCAACUGCAGCUGAAGAUGCUGUCCGCGCUAGAGAGGUCGCCGUAGCUGCUCAAGCUCAACCGCGAUAUGAUGAUUAAAGAAUAGUUGAAGCAGUUGAAAGGCCGAUUUCGAUUUGGUUAUUGCGUGUUUGUCACCAGUCGCCAAUGAAUUACGUUUGGACACCUCUACUGUUACAUUCGCACCUGCAAUUAUAAACACUCGC